AGUAAUCAACGAAGGAGAAGUGAAAAAGUAAACUGCAACAUGGCGACUCCCAUGCACAGACUGAUAGCGAGGAGACAAGCUGAGGCGAAUAAACAACAUGUGCGCUGCCAGAAGUGUUUGGAGAUGGGACACUGGACCUACGAAUGCACAGGGAAACGGAAAUACGUGCACAGACCGACGAGAACAGUUGAGAUGAAAAAGAAACUCAAGGAGGUUGAAAACCAGCCCCUCAGCAUCACUGGACCAGGAAGUGAAGGAACCACUGAGAAGAAAGUUAAAAAGAAGACCAAAGACUCCAGCGGCAGUAGCAGCGAGGAUGACAGCUCCUCCAGUGACUCGUCGUCAGACAGCAGCGACGACUCCAGCUCCUCUUCAGACGACAGCGACAGCAGCAGUGACAGCGACGACGACAGCUCCUCCUCGUCUUCGUCCUCCUCCUCUUCAGACAGCUCCGACUCGGGAAGCAGCAGCGAUUCAGAUCAAGGACCUCCAAAGAAGAAGAAAAAGAAGAAAUAAACAACUCGAUGGGUUUUCUGGUCGUUUUCCCUUAACGUGUACAUUUUAGUGGUUGUGAAUUCCAGAGUUGCAGGAACGUGUACAGUUUUAUUAGCAGAAAUGGACGAGGAUGAGCUGAGAAUAGGAGAUUAUUUUGAGUUGGCUGUUGUGUUGUGUUUUGUUUUCACAACACGUUUCCCGGUUACUUCUACAAACAUAUUUUCUCCAGAUUGUACUGAACAGUAAUUAUAUAUAUAUAUAAAGUAUAAGUGUGUUGAAAAGAUCUGAGAAAACUAGUGUGCUUAUUCAUGUUGAAUCUUGUGAUUUUUUUACUAAAGUAUAUUUUUAGUCAAACUGAAUGUGUACAGCUUAAGACCUUUAAUAUAGGACCAUCACAUGAUAAAAAGACAUUAGUAUAAAACAUUUUAAAAGGGUACUGGGGAAGAAUUGCUUUGUUGAUGUUGAAAAUGGUUUAAAGCGAAAGGGGUCUUGUGAUGGAAGUUUAAUCGUUAAAUAAACGGCUUGUUUUUGCUUGA
Molecule: messenger RNA, 1031 nt
Organism: Solea senegalensis (Senegalese sole)
Lineage: Eukaryota; Metazoa; Chordata; Actinopteri; Pleuronectiformes; Soleidae
Gene: zcchc10
Product: zinc finger, CCHC domain containing 10
Exons: 4
Coding region: 40-516 (158 amino acids)
Molecular function (GO): zinc ion binding; nucleic acid binding
Source: RefSeq, a predicted model, not a curated record